ACGUGUGUGAUGCUUGUCUGCCUGUGGAAAUCAGUGUAAAUUGGUGUAAAUACGAAAUAAAUUUUGUCAAACGCUCUAUAUGUUACGAAAAUGGCGAAGCUCAGUUCGUAUUACACAUUAUGUCCGCUCAUCGACCAGCAGAGUCUACUGGGCGUCGAAAAGGACAAAGAAUCGGGUUGUGCGGUAGUGACUCUCGGUAGGAACAUAGUGAUACGAUAUAAGCUGCAAGAUUUGAAACAGAUCAGCAGUUGGUCUAGCAAGGAGAGAUUGACAACACAAGUUAUCUAUGACAAGUCCAAACAGCGUUAUGUCGCCGUCUUCAAUGAGAGAAGGAUACGAGUCUGGUCGGAGGAGGAAGCGGACUUGAACGCCGUGAAGGGCUAUAAAUUUCAGUCCCCGCUUUAUGCUAUUUUGCCACACGAUGAGUCGCCAUCCAUUCUGGUCCAACAGAACGGAGCUACAGCUUCCUUGGAAUGGGCAAUUGCAAACAGGAAGACGUGGGUGAGCAAGGGUAUAACCAAGGCCAAGGAGAAACUGUUGGAUUGUCAGUUGAUAUACUUAAAUAACCAGACAAGCCUAUUUUACUUGACAAGGAUAGAAGAGGUUUAUAAUUGCGUGGUGGUUAAAUUAGAGAAUGAUACUUGUGUAGAAAAAGCAGAUACCGUCAGAAGAAUAGAAUUGAAGCGGAGAUCAGAGGAUCUUGUGGGACACGUGGUAAUACAUUACAAGAACAAUGCAUACUUGUUAACUUUAUGGUCACAUGGUAGAUUGUAUAGUCACUUCUUGAUAGGAACGUCUUCAGAACCGGAACCCAAUAGAUUGAUCAGUGUGAUUACCAAUAUCAAUACAAAGUAUCCCGUUGUUAUGUCGCAUUUGAACGAGACGAUCAUAGCAGUCUACGGCGCCGACGUCACAGACGAAGGAGCGGUACUGAUGAUAUACAACGUACAGUUCAAACUGGUGCAAGCGGCGCAGAAGCUCAAACUCUACACGAAUGGCGCCAAGCUCUGGAAGGUGGAGGAUAAAUUAUUACUCGCGGCAAAUAGGCACUUGGCGGUCGCGCCCUAUCACCUCGCGCCGCAAAGGAUAGCUGCUAUGCUGGGUUCGUCCUUGAACUUCAAGAACGACAAUAGUAAGAACGAGGCGGACGACAUCAUCGUGAUACAGGAAGCAACGGUGGCACAAUGGGAUAAGAACCAGGUGCGCGCGAGGAACUCGAUAGGUCGAGUGCCCUCGAAUAUUUCCAAACAGAUCCACACGUACUUGAACGAGGGCUGGAGCGACGCCGCGAUACAGGAGACGGUGAUUCCGUCUGUGAUGGAGUCCAAUGACGUCCCAUCGAUCUGUUGGUGUCUCGACACGUUUAGAGAUCUGCCGGAGAAGUUAUUGGUGGGUCUUCUGGCGUUCGCCUUGCGGAGUCCGGACAAUGUAUUCGUUCCCACGCAAAACGGCAAGACCGACAGUGUAUCGAAAGCCAAUAGUUCUUAUUCAAGGAACAGUUUUCUUGACAAGAUAUUUAGUAUCAGUUAUUCUAAUGUUUCUCUGUUACUUCACUUGAAAAUUGGUUUGACGUUCGACGAGGUGCUGAAAUUGUUGGAAUAUUUGAUGCACAAGUUGAAUGAGAAAACAGAGUCGCUUGAUGAUAAUCCGCAACCAAGCGAUCAGCAGCUGUACGAGUGGUCCUGUGUACUUCUCGAUUCUCAUUAUCAACAUUAUUUAUUGUCGCAAGAUUCACGCGUUUUGGAACUUUUCAAUCAAUUGAAUUCCGUUUUAGAAGACCAUUUCCAAUUUCUGCAAGAUCUGGAGAACUUGAGGCCUAUGAUAGAAAGGACUAAUAAUGGGAAAUCGCUACGAUUAACGUCGAAAACAUACAAUAAAUUCUAUUCUAUAGAAGAAAUAAAACUUUAUUAAAUUAUGAAGUAAAUUAGAGACGCGUUUCUUUUUCAUGUUUGUUAAAUAUGUUGCAUUUUUUAUACAUGUUUUUCUAUUAAUUUUGCGCCAUAGACACAUGUUAUAAACGCCACUGAGAAAUUUCAACAUUAUAUAUAAGUUUAACAUUUUA
Linepithema humile (Argentine ant) is the source of this 2062-nucleotide messenger RNA. RefSeq names its product nucleolar protein 11. Gene Ontology annotation, biological process: maturation of SSU-rRNA. Gene Ontology annotation, molecular function: RNA binding. NCBI's taxonomy places the organism in Eukaryota, Metazoa, Arthropoda, Insecta, Hymenoptera, Formicidae. The record is from RefSeq and is a predicted model, not a curated record. Gene Ontology annotation, cellular component: nucleus; nucleolus.